Uloborus diversus is the source of this 1037-nucleotide messenger RNA. RefSeq names its product retinaldehyde-binding protein 1-like. Gene Ontology annotation, cellular component: membrane. Bases 178 to 1026 code for a protein of 282 amino acids. Gene Ontology annotation, molecular function: phosphatidylinositol bisphosphate binding. The record is from RefSeq and is a predicted model, not a curated record. The transcript has 6 exons. Lineage: Eukaryota; Metazoa; Arthropoda; Arachnida; Araneae; Uloboridae.
GAAACUUGAAGUUGACUUAGAUUUUUGUGCCCAGUGGUUGAUUUGGAGAUAAUCUCUGAGAUUGGCGCCUGUCGAGCAAAUGUGCUAGCGGUGAAUUUCACCGGUUCAAUUCGAAGUUGUUUGGAAAGUGUUUGAAAGAAUCUUCUGUUCUCUUGUGGUGUCUCGAAGAGUGGAAGGAUGGUGGUGACGAAAUCUACGGAGGGUGUCUACCCCCUGGAGGUGUUUUAUAUCCCGGACAGGUUCAUGAAAAAAGCCGAAGAUGAACUCAAAGAGACCUCCGAGAAUAGGGAAAUAGCUCUGGAGCAGCUGCGCGAACUGGUGCUCAGCGAUUCCGACCUGUCGUGCCGCACGAGCGACGAGUUCCUCCUUCAGUUCCUACGAGCCCGAAAGUACAACGUACCCAAGGCCUACCACCUGUUGAAGAAGUACGUCAACUUCAGGAGGAAAAACGUAUCCAUCUUCACGGGCAUGGACUACGACGAGCUGCACAAGUUGGUCGAGAGCCGGACGCUGGGACUCCUACCCAGCAGGUGCCCGGACGGUUGUGUGGUCUUCGCUGCUAGACUUAACAAUUGGAGUCCAUCCGAAGCUUCCAUCGAAGUGCUGAGUCGAGGCAUCGUCCUGUUCCUGUAUCAUUCCAUAAACGAUCCCUUGACACAGGUCAAUGGCUACAAAGUCAUCCUGGAUGCCAAGAGCCACCCCCUCAAACACCUCCGGUUCUGCACACCUCACAACAUUUGUCUCCUCUACAACGGAACACAGGAAUGCUUUCCUGGCCGAUUCAAGGGUAUUCACAUCAUCAACAUGUCCCUGACUUUCAAGGCAGCCUGGACACUCAUUCAACCAUUCCUUUCCGAAAAGCUCAAAAAGAGAAUCAUCUUUCAUGAGAACAAUGACACCCUCACAGAUUACUUUCCAGCGUCUAUGCUUCCUGUGUCCUUCGGUGGUCAGCUGACUGACUACGACUCCACCACGUGGCUCAAGAACGCGCUGCAGCCCGAACAUCUGGACAGACUAGCUAACUGAUUGGAUGUCCC